GUGAGCCUGAGUGGACAAGGAAUUGGGAGACGCGAGAGAGAGUCAAAAAGUUUUUAAAGUCAUGCUUGGGCUCCCCCCUUCCCUUUCGUCGCGGGUAAAGAGAGACUUGUUUCCUUUCUUGCAGUGGCUUUGUCACUAAGUGUUCAGUUUUCGACGUUCUUUGUUUCUUUACUUUUUGGUUGUGUAUAGCGCAUACCUAGUGGUUCAUAAGUGAGACUUUCUUUUCGAGAUUUUAUUUUUCUCGUGUUAUUUUCCUUGCUUUGUUUCUUUUUUUUUUUUUUUCCUCUCUCCCUUUUACUGUCAUGUCAACAAUCGCCAUCUAGGUUUACUUACUUACUCGCAAUGUUCUCACCACCAAACUGCACCGUCAUCCCCCCCUCAGCACCCAGCGACGCAGGCAUCGCGGGUGCAGGUGUCCUGAUCUCCUCCUCCCUAACCGCCACCAUCGCCCUCCUCCUCUCCGCCUCCUUAAUCCUCCAAUCCACUUUUUCUUCUAAUUCCCGCCCCUCCACCAUCCGCCGCAAGCUCCUCGCCUCCUACUCCGACCAGCAAAUCCUCAUCGGCAUCACACUGCAAUCUCUCGGUCUGGCGCGCUCUUCGCACAUCAUUCCCUACCACUUCUUCAUCAUCUGGAUGCUUUCUUUAUUGUCCAUGGCCACACACAACGCCACGCUUUUGGCGCUGGUCCAAGACUUCAAGAGGGAUUGGGUGCUGAGGUGGAUGAGACAGGGCUUAAUGUUUGUCAAUCUGGCGCUGAGUUGUGUGUAUGGGGUGGUGGUGUUGGAGGGGAAGAGGAAAGGGUGGGAGGGGACGAUGCCGGUGGGGUGUAUAUGGGCUGUUGGAUCUGUGAAAGGAGAGGAUGAUAAUAAUAAUGGGAAGGUAGUAGCGGGGGGAUUGGACUACGUGGGCACGAUCGUGACGAUUGCUGGGAACGUGGUGGUGUUUGGGCUGGCGACGUGGUACUUGCAGAGUAGGAGGCAAAAGUGGUAUAGGAUCGUGCAGCUGGUGGGCAUGCUGUUGAUGAUGGGGAUUGCGGUGGGUGCGGCCGUGAGGGUGUUUCUGCUGUCGCAGGCGUUUGGGAAGCCGGAUGUUCAGCUGAGUGAUCAAGGGGAGAAGCAGUUGGGAUUUGGAAGCUUGUUGGGGCUCUUGAUGAUGGCCUUGCCGAUCAUAUCGAUCAUUGAGAUCAAGAGAGGAGAGGUAAUGGUGGCGCCGCCGUUGAGAGAUGAUAUGUCUGAUGAUGAGAAGCCGUUGGUAUGAAGUUUGAAGGGCUGAAACAGCGCCCAGGGAUCACAUGAUGAUUCCGUGGCCUGGAGAAUCUGUUCGCUUGGAAAUGGGAACGAAACCAUUGGCGCAAUUUUAUCCCGGUCUAAUCUCCGGCAGUCGGACGUCCGAUGGUACGGACACGGGAUGGAUGACACCUUCCUAUCGAAGUACUUUAGCCUGCAGGUCCGGGCUGCCAUCAAUUGGUCGAAACCGACGUGACUAUAUGGCGUAAUAAGCGUUCUCCAUGAUUGAGAUAGAUGAAGUCGUGUAUGGCAAUAUCCAGCUUCCGUUGUAGGAAGAUAGUACUAAGAGCUAAUUACAAAUUCUGAAUCUUUGG
Messenger RNA from Neurospora crassa OR74A, 1600 nucleotides. RefSeq lists its product as hypothetical. The record is from RefSeq and is a predicted model, not a curated record. The transcript is spliced from 2 exons. The coding region runs from base 343 to 1257 and encodes 304 amino acids. Lineage: Eukaryota; Fungi; Ascomycota; Sordariomycetes; Sordariales; Sordariaceae.